GGUGGUCCUAGCCUCGCUGUGUCCAAUCACAGUGCUUCCACAGACUCUGGGACAAAGUCUGAUGGACAGAUGAGACAAGGCCUGAGAGCAGACUGGCUCUAGACUGUCUGCUGUGAGUGGAGCUCCAUAAAUGGGCAGGAAGGCGGUCUGAUUUACUCAGAGCAGAAGGGGAAGAGCAAACGACAGUAGAGCUCAUCACUGAGAGAGCUGAUCUGGACGGAGAUGAGAAGAUGGAGUGAGAAAUGAAGACGAGUGAUUGAGGAGUGGAUCAGAGAAUCGGAACUGUGGGUUUUAUUGAGGGAAAGAAUUCCCACCGGCUCAGUCUACAUCCACAUUUGGUGUUUGUCUCAAUUGGACGCUCUAUUCCUCCCCUGUCCUAAAGUUCUACCUGUGCGUUCCUCCAGGUGUGAGAUGUUCAGGUAAUUUCAUGCCAAAUGCUCUUUGAAAGGACCAGAUCAGACCAGCUGGGCUGCUUUCUCUUUAACAUACGUCUCUUUGGUUGGUCAGCCCUGGUCAGUUCCUCUGCUGACCAUGGGGAACUACAGCUCUGCCCUGUACGCUGAGGUUGAAGAUUUUAAAGCGAUCGUCUCGUCCCCAGAGAACGCGACCCCUGACCGGCACGCGCUGGAGGACUCCACCCUAAAUAAUCAUGUCAGUGGCGCUGAAGAGCCUGCGGUGUGGAAUAAACUGGACAUUUCUGUGCUCAAAUUUCUCCACAGCUUUCCAGAGCCGUGCAGGGAAAACACAGAGCCUGAUGUUGCGGCGGUUGCUGCGUCUUCUGCAGGUUCAUCUGGAUCACGCGCGAAACCCAAACUCAAGCCGCACGGCCCGGCCACUCUAGAGCGGCUCAGAGACGAGAUACAGGACAUGAGAGGAGAACUGGAGGUGCUGAAGAGUCAACACAAGAAAGACCUUAAACUGAUGAUGACCGAACUGGACGAAGAGAAGAAAAUGCGAUUGUCGCUGGAGGUUGAAGUCAAUCGUCUUAAGAAACACAUGUCUAAAUGAGGUGGACAGAACAGACACUGUCACUCAGAGGAAACAGGCCAAACCCUGACUGACCUCAGACCUGCCCGAGUGACAGACACAAAGAGGGGGGCCUUUAAGACGAACUGCGUUUGAAGCUCGCAGAGCCACAGAUCAGGGUUCUGCAGCAGAUAUCGGGUCAAACUCGGCUGUAACCCUGUCUGUGAAUGACGACAGCGCUGGUGUUAUAUGAGCUGCAGUGGAUAUACGGUAUCGGUCAGACGUUUGGACCUGCCUGACUGAAUGUUCAGUUUUCAUGACCUUAAAGACAUUUUGAACUAAAGGCUAAUAGGUUCUCUAAGUUCUAGGUAUUAACCACGUAACUUUGAGGUACAAAUGCUAAAGCACUAGAUAGUUGUUUGGAGUAAUAUGAUGGUGAGUUCCAAGACAGUUUGACUAAAUCACACUGAAAUGUAUCAGGUUCUAGAUAUUAACUGUGUGUGUGUGGAACAGUCUCCACAGCACUGUGUGAUUAUUUUGUGGUAAAAUGAUGGAAAGUUCCAUGGCAUUCUAACUACAUUACAGGAAAAUGUCUAACAGGUUCUAGAUAUUAAGCUUAAAGACAUUUUAAUCUAAAGGCUUAUGGGUUCUCUAAGUUCUAGGUAUUAGCCAUGUAACUUUAAGGUACAAAUAUUUAAGUACUUGGUAAUCAUUUUGGGUAAUAUGAUGGUAAGUUCCAGAACAGUUUGACUAAAUCACACUGAAAUGAAACAGGUUCUAGAUAUUAACUGAGUAAGUGUGUGAUACAGUCUCCACAGCACUGUGUAAUUAUUUUGUGGUAAAAUGAUGGUAUGUUCCAAGACAUUCUAACUAAAUUACAGGGAAAUGUCUAACAGGUUCUAGAUAUUAAGCUAAUAAAUGACAUGGCAUCAGGUAUGUCAUAAAAAAGUUUAAAUAAUAUCAAGUAAACAGUGAGAACCCAGUAGAACCACAGUAAGAAUCACUGCUUUCUUUUAAAGCCCAGUAUAAAUAAUUACACAGCACUGUGGAAAAUCUAGAACCUGUUGAGCAUUUCAGUGAAAUGUAAUUAGAUUGACAUCAUCUUACCUGAAAUAAUUAGCUAGUAAUUUCAAGUUUGUACCACAUACUGACAUGAUUAAUAUCUAGAACCUGGUGGACAUUCCAGUGUAAUUUAGUUAGAUUGACAUCAUGUUACCCAAAAUAAUUAUCAAGUACUUUGGAGUUUGUAACUCACACUUACCCAGUUAAUAUCUAGAACCUGUUGGGCACUUCCAUAAAAUUUAAUUAGAUUGACAUCAUCUCAACCUAAAUUAUCGUCUAGUUCUUUAAAGUUUGUAUGUCACAUUUACCCAGUUAAAAUCUAGAACUUGUAGCAUUUCAAUGUAAUUUGGCUAGAUUUAAAUCAUUUUUCCCCAAAAUAUGUAUCUAGUACUUUGGAGUUUAUACCUCAACGUUACCCAGUUAAUAUUUAGAACCUGUUGGACAUUUCAGUGAAUUUUAAUAGAUUGACAUCAUCUUACCCUAAUAUACUGUGUAGUCCGUUGGAGUUUGUACCUCACACGUACCUCAUAAAUAUCUAGAACCUGUUGGGCAUUUCGGCAUAAUUUAAACAAGACGGUAGUCUAACUAUGCAAGUAUGUGGUACUUACCCAGUUACUAUGUAGAACCUGUUGGGAAUUUCAGUGAAAUUUAAUUAAAUUGACAUUGUUACCCGAAAAAAAAUGAUUUAGUACUUCAACACCUCAUAAUUACCUAGUUAAUAUCUAGAACUUAAAGAACUGUUUAAAGUUGAUACUAAGAGAAAUCUAAAGAGUGAUGUGGCUGCCUGUGUAUGAAUUUAUUUCAAUAACUGAAAUUGAAAGAAUUAUUUUUUUAAAUGUGCUGGGUUGAUUUCUGUGCUCAUCUGUCAUGAUCCUUCCAUCCUCUUCAAAUGUUCAUUCAGAGAGAACGUUUGUCUUCAAACAGUUAUGGUGUGUUGUACUGCUUAAAUAUGUGUGUUGAUUGUUAAUAAUGACAGUUAAAAGUUAAUUAAAUAAAUGAGCUUUUAUUUAAAAACAGUGAGGAUUA
Colossoma macropomum (tambaqui) is the source of this 3054-nucleotide messenger RNA. RefSeq lists its product as uncharacterized. NCBI's taxonomy places the organism in Eukaryota, Metazoa, Chordata, Actinopteri, Characiformes, Serrasalmidae. The record is from RefSeq and is a predicted model, not a curated record. The coding region runs from base 532 to 1008 and encodes 158 amino acids. The transcript has 7 exons.